CAUAAUAUUUUUAACCCGACCUCUUCUUUAUCGAUUUCUUAUACGCUGGGGUUGUCGUGAAUUUUUCCCUGUUAUUUCUCUUGGGUUUGUUUUGGUAGUGGACACGGCUCUAGGCUAAAACUUGGGAAAAAGUUCAGGACUGCCUUAGUUUUUGUUAAACUGCAAUUUGAGGAAAAAUUAGGAUUCCGAAAGGAUUACUGAUGUAGUGAUACAUUUCAGGUGCUUCGUGAAUGUGAUCGUGUUUUUAUAAUAAUAUUUGCACCGCUCUGUGGAUCAAGGAAGUGCCUCCAUGGUCAACGCUUUUGGAAGUACACAUUCAAUGCUCAAAGAUCAAGGUAUCCAUGAGAUGAUUGUGACUGUACGUGGAUAAUAUUAUAUUUAAUGAAAGAUAUUACAGAAUAGGGAGAAGAAGCAGCGACGAUGUUGAAGCAACACAGGGUUGUCCUCAGCAACAACCACGAUUUUCUGGUGAGUGAGAUACCCAUGGACCCCACACUGGAGGCAAUACGGACCAAGAACAUCCUCACUUGGCACGACAUGGACCAGCUGAAGACUCUCAGACACCAGGGCAGGCGGGCUCUAGCUAGGUAUUUCCUUGGCGUGCUGCCGUAUCGCGGCUCAAAGGCCUUUGACUCUUUGCUGGAGUCGCUCCAAGAGGCGAACGCCCAACACAUUGUGGACUUAUUGCUGGAGCAAAACGUCAAGUAUGGGAUGACGCACAGUUCGUCUCCUGUCGAAAAUGGCAGUGGCAAUACAAAGUCCAAACCGGGCAGUGACACGCCCACUGACACACCCAUGCCGCCUCAAGGCCCGGACCCCCACGAGUACGCUGUGCGUCUCUCUAGGAACUCCAAACUCAUCCGAGAGUUCAUUGACCCUGCCCAUGUGACUCCGACCUUGACCCAGAACAAAGUCAUGACGGAGCGGGAGGCAGACAUGGUUCACCACUUGCAUGGCAAGAACAAGAAAUGGGAUCUGAUUCUAGCCGUGCUGCUACAGAGGGGCGAGAGGGCGUACCAGGCAUUUAUGGCGGCGCUGUUACAGAAAGAAUACAACACCAUGUUCCACACAAUACAGGAGACAAGUGUAGCUCUCUCCGAGUCUGAGAACGAAGCAGACGACAACGACAACGAAGACAAUUUUGGUGAUGAUGGUCAAAAAACAACAGCAGCAGUCGGAAAGUCCUCUGACGAUCACUUCAACAAUAAGAGCGACGACGGUGAAGACGAGGAGGACGUCGUAGAAUCUGACGACGAUAUCAAAGAAGAGACCAGAAUAUCCAGGAAUAAAUCGUUGAGUGUGGAAGAUCGUCUCCUGAGAGAUUCAAGCCUUAAUGAAACUCGAGCAGACGAUGCCUUGCUGCAACCAUCUUCUGACUUGAAAGCCGUCGGAAGGGGAGGUGGUGAAACGCCUCAAUCUCCCGAACGGAACCGAGGAAGUGCUAAAUCUAAUAAUAGGACGGCGAGCUCUCCAGAUUAUCCCGACAAAGGAGGUUACUAUGGCGCGGAAGAUGAAGAUGAUUAUUCUAAGGUUGCCAAGAACAAUAGAAGGGGUUCAAGAAGAAGAAGCAACGCCAGUCUCGCUUUGAACUCGGUUUUGGAGGAAUCUGAAGACAACUUGACUCCUCGGCGGUAGUCCGUCCUCGUAAAAGACAAACACGCGCGUGGACACACACACACACACACACACACACACACACACA
Molecule: messenger RNA, 1702 nt
Organism: Aplysia californica (California sea hare)
Lineage: Eukaryota; Metazoa; Mollusca; Gastropoda; Aplysiida; Aplysiidae
Exons: 5
Coding region: 421-1635 (404 amino acids)
Biological process (GO): regulation of apoptotic process
Molecular function (GO): death domain binding; protease binding
Source: RefSeq, a predicted model, not a curated record